This is a messenger RNA of Rotaria socialis, 288 nucleotides long. The record is from the annotation of a GenBank genome assembly. NCBI's taxonomy places the organism in Eukaryota, Metazoa, Rotifera, Eurotatoria, Philodinida, Philodinidae.
AUGGUAACAAUUGAUGAUCAAACAAAUUCUCAAUUAAUUAAUAAUAAUAAUAACAAUAAUAAUAAUUUUGAUGAUGAUAUUUUUGAAACAAAUUCAGAUUCUGAUAAUGAUUCAGCAUUAAUGGAAGAUGCUCAUUCUGUAGAAAUAUCAUCAUCAAUAACAACAAAUGGUUCAUCAUCAUUAAGUGAUGAUGAAAAUUUUUUAAUUAUUAAAAAAAACAAAUUUGAUAAAAUAAAAAAUUUAUUUGAAGAAUUUUUAAAUAAAAAAACAUCAAGAAACAUUAAUUGA